AUGAAAGAAACCAAGAAUUUGGAGAACAAUAAGGAAACUUAUGAUGGAAGAGAGGCUGCGGAAGCUAUGGCUAGGAAUACGAUGACGAAUGAGUUGAUAUUGAGGAUGCAAGGCACUGUUAAUGUCGACAGAUCCCAGAAUUUUGCUUCAGUUUUCUCAAAACGAGGGGAGAAAGGCGUGAAUCAAGAUUGCGGCAUCGUUUGGGAGGAAUUCGGAUGCCAAGAGGACAUGAUGUUUUGUGGGAUAUUUGAUGGUCAUGGUCCUUGGGGACAUUUUGUGGCUAAGAGGACAUAUGCUGACAUAGAUCGUGAUCUGGAGCAACACUGUAAGAUUGAUUCAUUCAACAGUGGCACCACUGCUUCAACAAUUGUUAGGCAGAGCGUGUUGUUUUGUUUUGUUAUUCCGCUUGUGCUUUUGUUGUGUUAUUCUGCUACAUUUGGUAAAGAAGUUUCACACUUUAUAUUUAUUGCAAAUGUUGGUGAUUCGAGUGCUGCAUUGGCCACCAUGUCUGAAACUGGCGACUUGGAACCAGUACAACUUACUAUAGACUUCAAGCCCAAUCUGCCUCGGGUUCACAGAGUGUGGCUGCCCGAUAAGGAGUCUCCUGGACUAGCAAUGUCUAGAGCUUUUGGGGACUAUUGUGUUGAGGAUUUUGGUCUUGUUUCAGUACCUGAAGUAACUCGGAGACAUAUAAUGAGUGAAGAUCAGUUUGUCAUGCUCGCAACAGAUUGGGUAUGGGACGUUAUAUCGAACGAAAAGGCAGUGGAAAUUGUGUCAUCAACUGUAGACAGAGUAAACUCAGCUAAUUGUCUUGUGAAGUGGGCUGUCCAUUCAUGGAAGAAAAAGAGAAAGGAAAUAGCAAUGGAUGAUAUAUCAGCUAUUGUACUCUUCUUUAUGUGA
Molecule: messenger RNA, 900 nt
Organism: Fraxinus pennsylvanica
Lineage: Eukaryota; Viridiplantae; Streptophyta; Magnoliopsida; Lamiales; Oleaceae
Source: the annotation of a GenBank genome assembly